Messenger RNA from Sorghum bicolor (sorghum), 1277 nucleotides. RefSeq lists its product as uncharacterized. The record is from RefSeq and is a predicted model, not a curated record. Bases 291 to 794 code for a protein of 167 amino acids. The transcript has a single exon. Lineage: Eukaryota; Viridiplantae; Streptophyta; Magnoliopsida; Poales; Poaceae.
UUCACCGCACUACCCGACGCGUCCACCUCGGCUAUAUAUACGCGCGCGCACCGGACGCCGCCUCGCUACUCGACUCAACCAGUCGUCCUCGUCCAGUCCACCACCAGCCAGCCAGCCAGCAGCUCGCCGUCGCCGGCCGCCUCCCUCCUGCACUGGUCGCCGCUCGAGCUAGCCGGCUGUUGUAGCAAGAGCAACUGGAUUCUAUUCCUUCGGUCCGUGAACGCGCCGCAGGAGCAGCAGCACACACACUAGACACAUUCUCAGAUUCGUUCUACAGUACAGUAGCACAAAUGGGAGCCUGCAACUCGUGCGAGGCCACGGCGGUGGCGGCGGCGCCGGGGUCGACGGCGGCGGAGGCGAGGGUGGUGCUCGCGGACGGCGCGCUGCGGCGGUUCCCGGGCGGCACGCGGGCGUCGCAGGCCGUGAAGGCGGCCGCCGGCACGGCCGCGGCCGCGGCCUCGUGGUUCCUGUGCAGCGCGGACGGGCUGGAGCUCGGCGGCGCCGUGGCGGCGGUGGGGUCGGAGGAGGCGCUGCAGCCCGGGCAGCUGUACUUCGUGCUCCCUGCGGCGAUGCGGCGCAGGCCGCUGCAGGCGGAGGAGAUGGCCGCGCUCGCCAUCCGCGCCAGCGCCGCGCUGGUCGGCGACCACGACGGCCCGCUCGUGUUCCCGGAGGCCGCCGCCGCAGCCGCCGGCAACGGCAACGGCGCGCGGUCCGGCAAGGCGUGCCGGAGGUCGAGGAGGGGCCGCAGCCGCGGCAGGGACUUCGUGCCGGACCUCGGCGCCAUUGCCGAGUAACCGUCGUCGGCCAGCUAGGUAGGAGAACGACCUAACGGGCAGCCCGCGGCGACAAGAAAAUGAAAAAGAAAAAACAUCCAUCCAUCUGUAGCUACGCGUAAAACUGAUCUACUGGAGGCUUUGACUAAUGCUAGUGUAGUGUAGCCGUGUAGGAAAAGAAAUGCAGUUCAGCUUGCAUCUGGCUGGUGUCCCGUGUAACCGUGUACGGAGUAGAAUACGCGACAGGGUGUACGUGUAGAUACGAGCGUCCCCAUGUGCCAACAGCCGAGCAUGCACCGUGAUCCAAGGGCCGGCCUGCAGACGCAGACGCCCAGGACCCGGUUGUGUGUCUGACUCCCGGGGCCCGCAUUGAGAUGUGCUGAGCUGUUCGGUAUGCCAAUCAGCCAAUGUGGCGAUCGAUCCAAUGAACGACAAGCGAGUCAACGACUCGAAUUUGCCAAGUUGAUGCAGAUUUUGCUACGCGAAAAAUGCGAUUGUCUUGUA